ACAGUUCCCAACAGCCACCUUUCCUACACGUCAAUCUCUCUCCCAAUAUUCAAUCCGUGAGCGCCAUGCUCGCCAUGCUUUUGUAACCCUACACGAGGCUCGAGCCUCAGCACAUCAUCCUUUGACAUUUUUUAUCGACAUAUCUUGUACAAUUAUAUCCCGUCAGCGCCUGGAGCGAUUUUGCACCUCCGGAAAAAUAUACCCAUCACUAGAGCAUCAUGGCUGCCCGUCGAGGAAGCCGUUUCAUUAAGCCGCUGUUGUAUACAGCUGGUGCUGGUGCCAUUGGUGCUGGAGCACUCUACGUUACCCUCCGACCUCGCGAUAUCCCCGGCACCGAGGCGGCCGCAGUACCCCCACCCACAUAUGGCGAGGGAGGUGUGUUUCGCCCACCACAAUUCCCCUCUGCCAAAAGCCGCGAUGAGCAGAUUGCGCAGCUGAAGCGCAGCGCAGGUGUCGUCGCGCAGGUUUCGGAAAAGGCAAGGAAAUGGCUCGGGGGUGGCUCAACACCAGCCGCUCCAGUCGAGGAGGAGCCCUACGAUCUCUUGGUUAUUGGUGGUGGCGCGACUGGAGCCGGUAUUGCGCUUGACGCCGUUACCAGAGGUUUAAAAGUUGCGCUAGUCGAACGCGACGACUUUAGCAGUGGUACCAGUAGUAAGAGCACAAAGCUGGUCCACGGUGGUGUACGAUACCUUGAAAAGGCCGUUUGGAACCUAGACUACAACCAAUACGCCCUCGUUGUCGAAGCUCUCCGCGAACGCCGUUACUUCUUGGACACUGCUCCUCAUCUAUCACAAUGGCUCCCUAUCAUGAUUCCGAUUCAGAAGUGGUGGCAGGCGCCAUACUUUUGGGCCGGUACAAAGUUUUACGACUUCCUCGCUGGAUCGGAGAACAUUGAGAGCUCAUACUACAUGACGAAGAGCAAGGCCCUAGAUGCAUUCCCCAUGUUGAAGAAGGAAGGCCUUGUUGGAGCUCUCGUCUACUAUGAUGGUGCACACAACGACUCCCGCAUGAACGUCUCAAUUGCCAUGACUGCUGCGCUAUAUGGUGCUACCGUCGUAAACCAUCUCGAGGUUACCAGCCUGGAGAAGGAUGCCAAUGGCCGCCUGUGCGGAGCCAAGGCAAAGGACUGUAUUGCGGAACGCGACGGAAAGAAGGCCGAGGAGUUCUCUAUCAAAGCCAAGGGUGUCAUCAACGCUACUGGUCCUUUCACUGACUCCAUCCGCAAGAUGGACGACCAAGAGGUGCCAGAAAUUGUUGCUCCUAGCUCUGGUGUCCACGUCAUUCUCCCCGGUUACUACAGCCCUUCAAACAUGGGUCUCAUUGAUCCCAACACCUCGGAUGGUCGUGUAGUUUUCUUCCUGCCAUGGCAGGGCAACACCAUUGCCGGUACUACGGAUACCGCGUGUGAUAUCACAAAGGACCCUGUUGCCGGAGAAGAGGAAAUUGACUGGAUUCUCAAGGAAGUCAAGCGCUACUUGCAACCCGAGAUCAACGUUCGCCGCGGAGAUGUCCUCGCUGCAUGGUCUGGUAUUCGCCCGCUUGUACGCGACCCCAACGCGAGCGCAACUGAAGGUCUUGUCCGAAACCACUUGGUUACCACUUCUCCUUCAGGUUUGAUGACUUGCUCAGGUGGCAAGUGGACUACUUACCGCCAAAUGGCCGAAGAGACUGUCGACGAGGCCAUCAAGGAGUAUGGCUUGAAGACCCAGCCCCUUGUGAACCCUACCUUGAUCAGCGGGACAGAGGUCAAGGACGAGGCUCCUCUUGACGGUACUUGCCAGACUCACCGUGUCCGCCUUGUUGGUGCACACGGCUUCUCAAAGACACUCUUCAUUAACCUCAUCCAACACUACGGCAUCGAGACGGAUGUUGCCAAGUACUUGUGCCAGGCCUACGGUGACCGCGCAUGGACUGUCGCAGCUCUCUCAGCACCCACUGAGCAGCGCUUCCCCGUCCGCGGCAUCAAAAUGUCUGACCUCUACCCAUACAUUGAUGGCGAGGUUCGCUACUGUGUCCGCCACGAAUACGCACAAACCGCCACCGACGUAAUCGCCCGUCGCAUGCGUCUCGCCUUCUUGAACGCCCAGGCCGCGCUCGAAGCUCUCCCCAAGGUAAUUGACAUUAUGGGCGAGGAGCUCAAGUGGGACAACAAGCGCAAGGAGACGGAGUGGAAGAACUCGGUUACUUACCUUGGCUCCAUGGGUCUCCCCAAGAACAAGCUCUCGCUCACGCGCAAGGAAGUGGAGAACGGCCAAGUAGGCAAGUACUCGGACGAGGACUACCACCUCUACGCACGCCAUGAUAAACCUGAUGAGCUGCUCAAGUCGGAUAGCAAGUUCAAGAGCGGCCAGAACCCCGUCAUUGGCCGUGAGUCGGAGGUUAACAAAUAG
Messenger RNA from Pyrenophora tritici-repentis Pt-1C-BFP, 2390 nucleotides. NCBI's taxonomy places the organism in Eukaryota, Fungi, Ascomycota, Dothideomycetes, Pleosporales, Pleosporaceae. The record is from RefSeq and is a predicted model, not a curated record.